Messenger RNA from Tauraco erythrolophus (red-crested turaco), 938 nucleotides. NCBI's taxonomy places the organism in Eukaryota, Metazoa, Chordata, Aves, Musophagiformes, Musophagidae. The record is from RefSeq and is a predicted model, not a curated record.
AGUCCCGGAUGCCACAGGGAGGUACAGAGCAGGGCAGCGUAGAACCCCAGGAGGGCUCAAGCCCAACCUGGUCUCUGUGUGGGGUCUUGCACAGCCGUGGGGCAGCCAAGAGGAAGAAGAAGCAGAGGAGGAACCGCACCACCUUCAACAGCAGCCAGCUGCAGGCUCUGGAGAGGGUCUUCGAGAGAACGCACUACCCCGAUGCCUUCGUGCGGGAGGAGCUGGCAAGAAAGGUCAACCUCAGCGAGGCGAGAGUCCAGGUCUGGUUUCAGAACCGGAGGGCCAAGUUCCGCCGUAACGAGAGAGCAAUGCUGGCCAACAGAUCGGCAUCACUCCUCAAAUCCUACAGCCAAGAAGCAGCCAUUGAGCAGCCCAUGGCACCGCGCCCCACUGCACUGACCCCAGAGUAUCUCUCCUGGACCAGCACCUCCCCAUACAGCACUGUGCCCUCCUACAGCUCCAGCGGGACCGCGACACCCACCCAAGGGGUGAACAUGGCCAACAGCAUCGCCAGCUUGCGCCUCAAAGCCAAAGAGUUCAGCCUCCAUCAGAACCAGGUGCCGACCGUGAACUGACCAGGGCAAAGCCCACCCCGUGGCCUCAUCCAGGAUACAGCGUGGAGCUCCUGUGCCAGUCCAGGACAGAUCCACCACCCACCCAAUCCGCAUGCCACUCAUCCAACGUCUCAGCACCUCUCCUCUUCUCUUUCCUUUUGAAGGUAGAGUCAGUCCCAGGCCAAAGUGGCACAUAAUUAUAGCCACAUAUGGAGCAAACUUGGUUAGAAACUCGCUUUUUCCGCACACCCUUAUAAUAAAGGCUAUAUAUACACACACACAUACCCCCCACGCGGUCUUCGAGGACAAACAGACUUGCCAAGGGAACAAGAAUUUGCUUCCAAACAUGGAAGGAUCUUGGACUAUUGGAUUUGACCAAUUUGG